UUGGACUGAUGCUUUAAUGACAUGUCAACGUUAUACUGGAAAUUUGCUUAGUGUAGCUGAUUCAGAAGAAAACGUAUUUGUUGUAAAACAACUUAACAAUGAUAAAAAUCGCUACUGGAUUGGUCUAAAUGAUAUUCAGAAUAAUGGCAAUUAUGAGUGGUCAGAUAAUGCAAGUUUACUCUUCUUCAAUUGGAAAAUUAAUUCACCAAACAAUCAGAUUAACAAGGACUGUUUGGAAAUAACAUCAGAGGGUUGGAUUAAUAACUUUUGCAAUCUUUCAUUAGGAUUUAUUUGCAAAGUUAAAAUUGUUUACAUAGAUCAACUGACAAAUAGUUUGAUGCAAGGAAUGACUGACAAUGAGGUAGAAUAUGCAACGAUUGCUGUUCAAAUUUUUAUAAUCCUUGAUUAUGGUGUGCCACAUGCAAAUAUAGCUGACUCAGUUGAACUUUAUGAAUAG
Hydra vulgaris (swiftwater hydra) is the source of this 457-nucleotide messenger RNA. NCBI's taxonomy places the organism in Eukaryota, Metazoa, Cnidaria, Hydrozoa, Anthoathecata, Hydridae. The record is from RefSeq and is a predicted model, not a curated record.